Molecule: messenger RNA, 1305 nt
Organism: Penicillium olsonii
Lineage: Eukaryota; Fungi; Ascomycota; Eurotiomycetes; Eurotiales; Aspergillaceae
Source: the annotation of a GenBank genome assembly
AUGCAACAUCACGGCCACUCCGACUCUGCCAUCACGCUGGAUGCCAAAAGGGGGGACGUACGGGAGGGCAAAUCCUUUUAUGACCUUGAGGUAGCGCUCAACUAUGGUCAAGCUGUAGGAUCCGCCCAACUCCUCAGAUUUGUGACUGAACAUACCGAAAUUGUUCACAACCCUCCUUACUCAGAUUGGCAAUGCUGCUUGACCUCUGGAACAACAUAUUCAUGGGACUCAACCUUGCGUAUGUUAGCUCAGCGGGGCGACUAUAUUCUCAUGGAGGAAUACACUUUUUCUAGCGCACAGGAAACAGCCCUUCCACUGGGGUUGAACAUCGUCCCUGUUCCAAUGGACAAUCAAGGAUUGAUACCAGACAGUCUGGAUGAGAUCUUGAGCUGCUGGGACCUGCAAGCUCGAGGGGCAGCUAAGCCACACGUUUUGUACAUGAUUCCAACAGGCCACAAUCCCACCGGAUAUACACAACCCGCUUCCCGAAGACAGGCUAUAUACAAGGUGGCCCAAAGGCAUGAUCUUUGCGUUGUGGAAGAUGAACCUUACUUUUUUCUUCAAUCGCCCACGAUGACCAGCGAAGGCCAAGCUGAAGCCAUCGAUGACCAAAGGGUCAGUCACGAACAGUUCAUUCGAAACCUGAUUCCAUCUUACUUGAGCAUGGACGUGGAUGGAAGGGUUUUGCGUCUUGAUUCAUUUUCUAAAGUCCUUGCCCCUGGGCUGCGGGUUGGUUGGAUUGUGGGCCCGGAGCAGCUUGUUGAGAGAUUCACACGCGGAUGCGAAACUUCCAAUCAAAACCCCUCUGGCGUUUCUCAGCUCAUGAUAUACAAGCUGUUGGACGAGCACUGGGGUCACUCUGGAUAUCUGCGCAGGCUGAUGGAGUUGCAGAAGUCUUACGCAGUACGCCGAAGAGACAUGAUCCGCGCUUGCGAGAUAUACCUACCUCGCGAGGCUGUGAGCUGGGAAGUGCCCAUCGCUGGGAUGUUUGUGAGUGUGGUAUCAGCUGUUUGGCGUCAGUCAUUGACUAACAGAAUGCAGCACUGGAUUGGCGUUGACUGGAGAAAGCACCCUCGCGCUCGAAGCGGGCUUUCUCCCGAAGAUAUAGAAGAAAGUGUGUUCCAAGCUGCGGUCCAGGCAGGGGUUCUACUCUGUCGCGGGAGUUGGUUUAGAGCUGGCGGGAAGGCCAUUGAGGGAUCUCUUUACUUUCGCACCACUUAUGCUGCUGCUGAGUCCCAUGAGAUUUUUGAAGCAGUCAACAGACUUGGAAAGGCAUUGAAACUGGAGUUUAAGAUUACAGAAUGA